UUCCUUGGAAGCGGUUCUAGCAAAGCAAUGUCCUAGGUGCCAAAAGGAGUUCCCCCGCAAGGGUAGUCUCGUGAAACAAGUUCGACUUGGGCGGUGUCGUGCGCUUCGCCCUGAUGCAGCACCAGCCUUUGGGGUUCAGGGCUUGCCUCCCCCUCCGCCUCCAGGCCUGCCUCCGCCUGCGGAGCGUUACGGCGAUGUCGAUGUUCGCGCCGAUCGAGGAGAUGACCAAAGGUGCCAAGCGUCCGGCAGAGGAGGGAAGGGCCAAGGGGGGCGAGGAGGCGGCCGCCGACAGCCAGGGCGGGGGCGCGGAGACACGUCGCCUCACGCUCCUCAUGGCCAAGUUGCUCUUGCAACACGAGGACAAGAAUCGCGGGGACGCGAGGGGCGACAACUUCGCGGUCACGCUGCUGCAGGACAGCCCGCUGCGGCGCGCUCUCGCAGCCGGCGUGGGCCGCUACCAGGCCGCGAACAAGAAGGCUCGGGAGGGCGCGGGCGACGGCGAGUUCAAGGGGAACCCGCUGGGCAAGCGCCCCGACGUGUACGCCAAGCAGCUCAUUUUUCGCCUCCACGAGGCCGCGAAGGCAGCCGGCGCGAAGGUGACCGACGCGGCGAAGCAGGGCACGAUGGCGGAGGAGACCCUCCAGGCCCUCGACACUCUCUCGAAGUACGCGACGCUGGUCCAGGACCCGGGCUUCCGCUUCACCGCGACCCGCUGCUUCAGCGUCGACUUGACGAACCAGGACGACGCGGACGAGGAGGACAAGCCGAGCGUGCGCUGGGUGUUCGCCGUGAACCACCACGUGGAUCUCAAGGCAGCGCUGAUGACGCUGCGCCUGAACGGGUGCUUGCAAGCCUGCCACGUCAACUUGGGCUUCGACCGCGCCCCCCGCUGCAGGACGGCGAAGGCAAUCGAGAACAUCGCAUUCAAAAAGGGCACGGCGCAGCACAAGGGCAAGAAGAAAGCCAAAAAGCAGUAGGCCCAGCCAGCGUCGUAACGGCAGGCGCUCCUCUCUUUUCCAGCCCGGCCAGCGUCGUAACGGCAGGCCCGGCCAGUGUCGUAACGGCAGGCUCUCCUCCUUCCUGCAGCCCGGCCAGCGUCGUAACGGCGUCGCCCUUUCCUAGGGGGUCCUCCCAGCUCCCACUCUCUCACUUCUUUCAGCCCGCUCGCCCUGCGCAGAGUCGCUCCACGUACGGACCGACGAUUCGAGGCGAGGGCACGAGUUCGAGUUAGGUUCUUGCCGCAGGUCUUAACUUUUUAUGCGUAGGUAGCCCCUCCCACUCUCCUAGGGGGGAGGGCGGGGGGCUGUCCCUACAGUGCUGCUCUCACAGAGGUGGGAGCACGUAGGGGUGGCACGUUGGAGAUGGAGAUGGGGCUGGUCCGCCUCUUCCGUCCCCAGCAGUCCCCGUACGUGCUUCCUCUUGGCCCCCCGACGGGAUCUUACGUGCUUCCGUCGCGCCGGUUUCGGUCGACUUUUUAGCGAGGCCCACCACGAGACGCCCUGUUGCUGAGACUUGCGGGCGUAGUGUUCG
Prorocentrum cordatum is the source of this 1530-nucleotide messenger RNA. The record is from the annotation of a GenBank genome assembly. Lineage: Eukaryota; Dinophyceae; Prorocentrales; Prorocentraceae.